AGGGUUGCUGGGCUUUAGAAGAUGCAGACAUUCCCUGCAUCUUCAGUCAGUUGAUGGAAGGCGCUGAGGCAAAAUAGGACGAUCUACCAGGAACAGAGCCCUCACCAUGAAGUUUUCUUUCUCCGUCAUCUUUUUGGGAUGGUGGCUGACUGGGAAGACAUUGAAAGGACAAUCUUAUCCCAAGCCUUCCAUCUCAGUGGUCCCCAGUAAAAUUGUCCCCCUGGGAGGCAAUGCUACCAUCCACUGCAAGGUGCGCAGUGAAGACUACGAACAAGCAACAUUUAUUCUGUUCAGAGAACUGGAUUCAUCUUUGCAUGCUUCAGUAGUCAAGAAGUCAGAGUGGAACGAGGUUGCAUUUUUCUUUGCCAAUGUCAAACUAUUAGAUGGUGGGAUCUACCGAUGCCGAUACUGCUUCAACUCUUUCUCUGGCGACAGCUGCUCACAUUUAAGUGACAGAGUAAAGGUCAAGAUAAGAGCUCUGCAUUUCCCCAAGCCUUCCAUCUCGGUGAGCCCCAGUAACAUCGUCAAGUUGGGCGGAAAUGUCACGAUCCACUGUAACAGUCAAGGCUACCAAGAUGUAGAGUUCCAGCUCUACAAAAAAGUGGGUCCAUCUUUGAUUCACGUUGUAAUGGAGAAGGCCGGGCAAAAAGGGGUCGUAUUUGCUAUUGCCAAUGCCACACUAUUUCACGGAGGAAUCUACCAGGGUACAUAUUGUUUCAAGUCGACCUUCUAUGAACUGUGCUCAAAUUUCAGCAACAGCAUAUAUAUCUACAUAAGAGAUCCCAGCCUCUCCAAACCAUCCAUCAGAAUGAGACCCGAGGACCCACUUGCUGCAGGCUUCAGUGUCACCAUCGAGUGUCACGGACCAGAGAAUGGCCUGAACUUUUCUUUGCAGAAGUCCAGCAACCUAAUAGCAUGGCAGAUGGCAGAAUCGGACAGAAACACAACUGAGUUCUCUCUUUCCAUGAUCAGGUUGGAGGAUGAUGGGAAUUAUACCUGUCAAUAUCACCGCAAAGGACAUGCCUUUCAGUGGUCGGAGCCAAGUGACGCAAUGGGGCUGGAACUUGUGACAGCAAACACUUUUCCAUCCAUGGAGAUCACCAUCCGCCUGGCAGUUGCUGUCUUGGUCCUGCUCUCCUUGGUGCUGAUUGUGGCUGAGUUCAUGUGCGGCAGACAGAACGCUUCCGCUCACUGGCACCAGAGGUGCGGCAGUUACCGGAGCCUUUCCCGGAGUACCUUUGGAGCCUUGGGAGCGAGAUGUCUUGAAGGGAGUAUCAGCGUCUGUCGCUCCUUCCACAUUGAGAUCCUAUCAAAAAGCGUGGUCCGAUUUCAUGGGUUUUCGUGCGGGGAUGUCAGGGGCACCAAAGCAGUUCACAUAUGGAUGGUGGGCAAUAGUAUCGUGCACUGGGCCCGGGAGCGUGCAUCCCAGCGCGGAUGGGGUCGUAACUUGGGUCUGCCUCCUAGCGUCAAGAUAUCCUGGAUUACGAGGAGAGGGAUGCGUUGGGAUGAGUUUCUCCCGGCAGUGAAAUCCAGAGCCGCCUCGCAGGGUCCGCCCGACGCCAUGGUGAUUCAGCUCAGCGAAAACGACCUCGCCUAUCGAAAGGGCGUUGAUUUGCAAUGGAACAUAUUUGAGGACUUUAACGAAAUAGUGGCUUCUUUUCCAUCAAUGACUUUGUUUUGGUCCACGCUUUUGGAAAGGCGCACCUGGCGCGAUUGUGUUUGCCCGAUUGCAGUCAACAGAGCCAGAAAAUUGUUGGACAAGGCGGUGGCACGCCGGGUGGUGGCCCUGGGGGGGCAAGUCAUUCCUCACCCGGCGAUAAAAUUCAGCGAGGCGGCUCUUUAUCGGAAUGAUGGCGUUCAUCUCUCAGAUGAAGGAAACGAUGCUUGGCUGGCGGAUAUCGUUUUAGCUAUCAGGGUCCAAAGGUGUUGGCUGACCAGGCAGUGGCAGAUCGCUAGAGGACAGCAUUAUCAAAAGCCUUCCAUCUCAGUGAUACCAAGUCCUCAGGUCGUCCUAGGUGCAGAUUUCUAUAUCCGCUGUGAGACUAAACAUUACUCAGAAGCAACCAUCUACCUUGUCAAGGAAGGGAGUUUAGCGGCUGUGGAUUCUAAAACUGCCUCACAUUACCUGUAUACAGAUUUUCCCCUUUCUAAUGCCAAACAUGUAGAACCCAAUGGUGGGGUCUACAAGUGCAAAUAUUGCUUUAAUACAGGCAAUGAAAUGAAAUGCUCACCAUACAGCGAUAAUGUUUAUGUCAACAUAACAGGAGAGCUUUCUCCAAAGCCUUCCAUCUUUGUGAGGCCCAGUCCUCUCGUCAUCCCAGGGACACGAUUCUACAUCUACUGUACAAAUGAAUAUCGUGAACAAUCAACGUUCUAUCUCUCCAAGGAAGGGACUCCGGGGCAUUUGCUUUCUAGGAAUGAUUCAUUUGGUGCUGUAUUUGGCAUUCCUAAUGCCAAGCAAACAGAUGGAGGGAUCUACCAGUGUUCAUAUUGCUUCACUCAAGACCAAGUUCGAAAAUGCUCACAUUCCAGCGACAGAGUUUACGUCAACAUAACAGAGCAAUUCUAUCCCAAACCUUCCAUCUCAGUGAAUUCGCAUGAGUUUAUUGCCCUGGGGGGAAAUGCAACUAUCCGCUGUAAGAGUGAAGAGAACCCAAUGGCAGAAUUCACUCUGUUGAGAGAAGAUUAUUGGGGUAACCGUGAGAUCAAGAAGAUGGAACCAGGCUGCAUUUUAUUUCCCAUUCUCAAUGCUAAAGGAACUGAUGGGGGGAUCUACUUUUGUACCUAUUGCUUCCAAUCAGACUUAGACUUCCAUCAGCAAUGCUCAAACUACAGUGACAGAGUAUACAUCAACAUAACAGAUCCCUGGCUUUCUAAACCUUCCAUCACUCUGAAGCCAACACAGCAGAUUUCUCCUGGAAUGAAUGUCAGCAUUGAGUGUCAGGGGGCAAAGAGUUACGUGACCUUCUCCUUGUUCAAAUCAAACAACCUGAUAGCAUCACAGAAGACAGAAAGCGACAGAAAUGCAACCAAGUUCUUUUUCUCUGAAGUGAGGUUGGAGGCUGGAGGGAGCUACACCUGCCGAUAUCAACAAACAGGAUACUCCUUUCUUUGGUCAGAGUCAAGUGACCCCAUGGAACUGGUUGUGACAGCUUCUCCCAAACCUUCCAUCUCAGUGAGCCCAGGUGAGGUGAUUGCUCUGGAAGGAAAUGCCAAUAUCCUCUGUAAGACCAAAGAACAGCAAGAAGUAGAAUUUACUCUACACAUAGAAAAUUCUUCAAAUACUUACAAAAGCAAGAAGAUGGGAUUGGGUGAAGUUCUAUUUCCCAUUAUCAAUGCCAAGGAAUCAGAUGGGGGCACCUAUCGCUGUAGUUAUUGCUUAAAGUUGAAGAACACUCAAGCAUGCUCAGACUACAGUGAUGAAGUACACAUCAAAGUAACAGGUGGACAUUCAAUAGCCAUGUGGGCAGGCAUUGCUGCCGGAGUUUUCUUUUUGGUCCUCCUCCUGCUGAUCCUUGCUUUUGUAUUGUCCAGGAAAAGGAAAAAGGGUUCCGUGGCCAAUGAAAGAACUCAGCCAACAAACAUACCCUUGCAGUCUGAGCCUGAAGAAGACCCUGAUGGAGUUUCCUAUGCUGUACUGAGCCACAGUUCAUUGAAAACCAAACCAGCACCCGAUGAUGAUGGCAUCCCUGAGUCGUGUACUUAUGCAACGGUGGCCCAGCACAGAACCAAGGAGGGCCAAUAAGCAGGAUCUCUUACAGUGCAGAGACUUCUGGGACCUUUGCUUAUCCCCGAGGGUUAUGGACAUUUUGCUUAUUUCUAGCUUCCACGACAUGGGAGACGAGUUUCAUAAGGUGGCCUUAUUCACGGAAAGAAACUAUUGCUCACAGCUAAGAACUGGGCAGGCCAUGCAUGAUGAAUUUAAAAAAGAU
Messenger RNA from Lacerta agilis (Sand lizard), 3932 nucleotides. RefSeq names its product immunoglobulin superfamily member 1-like. Lineage: Eukaryota; Metazoa; Chordata; Lepidosauria; Squamata; Lacertidae. The record is from RefSeq and is a predicted model, not a curated record. The transcript is spliced from 18 exons. The coding region runs from base 107 to 3745 and encodes 1212 amino acids.